ACACGCCUUGGACACGGGCCUCGCUUUACUGGUCUCUCUUUCCUGGCAACUCCUACAAGUCAUGGGCUAUGAGAUUGCCCUCCUCUCUGUUCUAGAAGCGUUGGCCUUUGAGGCCCUAGGUUCUUUCUCCACGUUUCCUACAUACAGGACUUGGAGGCUGACUGCAAACACAAGGUGCGGUUGAUGAAAAGGCUUUCAGGUCUGGAUCCUGCCCUGUGAUUUGAGGACAGUUCCCAGGAGAGUGAUGAGUGGGUUGUGCAGUGGAGCUGCCUAGGAUGACUGGGAGAGUUUCCUGUGACGGACAGGCAGAGUCCAGGAAGUGGCAGGUAAGCUGCCUAGGAUGACCGGGAGAGUUUCCUGUGACGGACAAGCAGAGUCCAGGAAGUGGCAGGAGAAGAGAGGAAGGGGGCCACGCUGAACCAGACGUGUCCAGGAGCUCUCCUCCCAAUGCCAUAUGAGGCUGCCCCUCAGCCCCAGCACGGAGCCAGUGGCCGCGGAGCCCUUGGAGAUGGCUUUGCUCAGCAGUGUCCUGGCAGCCUGUUCCUAUAUCUCAGUCCAGGACCCAAGCCCAGGGAAUGGUGCCGCCCACCGUGGGCUCCAGCUUCUCACAGCCAUUAAGAUCAGCAAGACAAUCUUCCACAGGCAAACCUGCUCUAGACAGAUUCUCUUUGUGACUCUCUUCCCAGAAAACCCUGAGCGAGCUGCUCUGUACUUCGUCUCUGGCGUGUGCAUCGGUCUAUUCCUGACCUUGGCUGCCUUGGUGAUGAGGAUCUCCUGCCACACUGACUGCCGGCAGGGUCCCCGGAGGAGGUGCUUGCAGGACCAGGAGAGUAGCAGCGACAGCAGCGACAGCGAGGAUGGCAGCGAGGACACGGCCUCGGACCUGUCGGUGCGCAGACACCGCCGCUUUGAGAGGACUUUGAACAAGAACGUGUUCACCUCUGCAGAGGAGCUGGAGCGUGCGCAGCGGCUGGAGGAGCGCGAGCGUAUCAUCAGGGAGAUUUGGAUGAACGGGCAGCCCGAGGUGCCUGGCACCAGGAGCCUAAACCGCUACUACUAGGGCACAGUGUGGACCCCAGAACCUUUGCAGGCCACCAGGAAAAGAGAGUGGGUUGUGCAGGCAGGGACAGUUUGUAUAAGGGGAGCCAGCUCUGCUAAUGUGUCUGACCGGCCUGCUUUCCCAGGGGCACCGGGGUUUGCUUUAGACUCUUAACUCUGGAGAAACCCAAGCAGGAGCACCUGCCUUUCUAGACACCAACGUGAGAACACCAGCCCAACCUUUCCAGGUCUGGGAAUGGUGCUGAGACUUCCUCUCCAGCCACCUGACAACCAUGUGACAAGCUGAAAGGACAGAUGGUCCUUCCUACUUUCUGAGGCGCUCAGAAGUUUGCGCAGACUUUCCGCUGCAUUUCCUUUACAAAAGGAAAAAAAAAUCUCAUGGCUGGAGAGCUGGGGAUAUCAGGGUGAACUUGACCCAGAAAAUGCAAUGGAAGUGGUUUGAUUGAGAUAGCAUGAUCUGUGCUAAUUAUUUAAAGCUAAUUUUUAAAAUGAAAAAAUCGUGGCAACCUCUGCAUUUUGACUGACAACUCAGGGAUUAAAAUCCUAUUGUUUAGUCUAGUUCCCACCUCAUUCAUGAAAAUGAAUAGAAUUUACGGCAUUAUGAGAUGUAUUGGUGACUUAGGAUAACAUCAAUAACCUCAAAGGAUAAAGGGUUUUAUUUUUUAGUUGUUUAUAAGGUAUGUAUUGACAAGUGUAUUUGAAAAUGCUGCAUAAAAACAAGCCGUGUGCCCUUCCAUUUUGGAAAGAAGAAAAGUUCCUCAUGACUUCAGAGACUUGUGCUAUUUAAAUAAUAUUUUGUUUUUUUUUUAAUAAAAAAGCAGUUUGGAUUUCCAAGAAAAGAAUGGAAACCAGAGGUGAGGAUGAAAGCCAAAAUUAAAAUGGUAUCUAAAAUAAACAUUCCAUGAACAUC
Myodes glareolus (Bank vole) is the source of this 1969-nucleotide messenger RNA. The record is from RefSeq and is a predicted model, not a curated record. Lineage: Eukaryota; Metazoa; Chordata; Mammalia; Rodentia; Cricetidae.